GGUAGCAGUCUCCGUACACAGCAGCACAAACAGCCGUAUGCAGGCACUUCGGACGAGCGUGCUGGCUCAAGGCUCUCUGCAGGCGGUCCGAGGAGGGACCCGAGCAUCCACGGGGCGAGGAUGGUACCAGCGGUACCAACGCAUGGGGCCGGACGCCUUCCGCAAAGCCAGAGCUCCCAACCCCUUCGACUGGGACACACCAACAGCACCGCCAGCACCAGAGACCGGGGCGGAAGAACGACAGAAGGAAGGGAGCGGCAGGAGACGGCCACGACGGCGGGCCUUCUUCGACAUGAGCGUGGACGGCGUGCCCGCGGGGCGCGUGGAGUUUGAGCUGGCAAGCGACCUGCUGCCCGUGACGAGCGAGAACUUCUUGCGGCUGUGCAACGGCGUUACCGUCGCGUCUGCAGCCGGCGAGGCAACCCUGCUGCGACGACAAGAGCAGGCGGGGGGCGGGGCGGCGGAGGAGGAGGAAGCAGUUGAAGAGAAGGAGGAAGAGGAGGAGCUUGGGUACAAGGGCACCGUGAUCCAUCGGGUUGUCACCGGCACCGGCAUCAUGGGUGGCGACGUGGAGGGCUACGGAGGAAAGCGGAGCCACUCCGCCUUCAACGGCAUGCGUUUCUUCCCAGACGAGGCGUUUCUCAUCCCACAUACCGCGCCCGGCCUGCUCACGAUGGCCAACUCCGGGCUGCACACCAACGGCUCGCAGUUCUACAUCACCACGGAGGCGGCGGGGCAUCUGGACGGACGAUCAGUAGCUUUCGGGAGGGUGACCAAGGGGCUGGAGGUGGUGAGGGCCGUCUACGGCAUGUACAGCAUCAGGGGCAAGCCGGUUUCGGAGAUCACGAUCGAAAAAUGCGGCGAGAUUUGAAUUUGACUUGGCUUGUUCCGGAGAUUUCGGUCCCAAAAUGCGGCGAAAUUUGACUUUGACUCGACUUGACUUUUACCUCUGUUCGAAUUUCACGAUCCCAAGGACCCGGUGGGGAAAGAUGACAAUUUUGGUGCAACAGAGUCUUCGGCUGUUUUUUUGUUAUAACGAUCGGGAAAAGGUCCGGCGAUGACGUCGAGGUCUUUUUCCGUGUCGUUUCCACUAUUCCGACUUUGAUCCUCUCCCUAUUGUGGCUUUUUAUUUUCCUCAAAUGUAUUGUCGAAAGUCGAGAAGCGAGACUCAGAUAGCAGCGCCGUGUUUUUUUUUUCCUUCGGAGAGUACGUCCGGUUCGUUGCAAUUGGGCCAGAAGGUGCCUUGAACAUUUUUGCUUUUCUGCUUUGGCUUUACGCUGGUGUGGGGCGACCCGCGGGUAUGUUGGAGACACAAUGCCUCGCUUAUUCGUGUGUUGGUGGUGUGGAACGGCGGACGUUUGUUGUUGGAGAGGUGGCAAGUAACCGAAUUGCGAAAUCAAGAGAUUAAAAAAUCACAACAUUUUUCUUUUUUGUUGGGUGGAUUCACUUCCUUCCUUCCCUGCUUGCCCGCAACGGGCGACGCUGACGGAACAAAAAAUCCACCGCGUGGAUCCAAUUUUUGACGCCGAGAGCGACACGCGACUUGCCUUUGCGAGAUAUUCAGGGCGACAUGCCGGCGUGUGCCGGCCGUACAUUCAUUGUAAGGGAUGGAGGCUACAGGAGCAAACGACCGCACUUGAGAACUUGAGACCAUGUGUGAUCUCC
Messenger RNA from Ectocarpus sp. CCAP 1310/34, 1665 nucleotides. The record is from the annotation of a GenBank genome assembly. Lineage: Eukaryota; Phaeophyceae; Ectocarpales; Ectocarpaceae.